GGAUCCCUGAGUAACGACAAAUCAGUAGGGGAUGGGCACAGAGAUAGUGGAGAUGACAUUAGUAGGAAAUGGGUCAUACAUCUGGCUGUACAGAGGGAGUGGCCCAAAAAGACAAAGGAGGAUGAAGCUGAUAAUUCUGGAAUGGGACAAAACCAAGAUAGGCAACAACUAAUGGUGGAGUUUGGUAAGAAGAACCUCAAAAGAAAAGGUAUAUUGAUGAUUGAGGUCUAUGAAGAUUUGGAGAUCCAACAAAAGAAACUAAAAUCAUGUGAAGCACCAUUGAGAGUGGAAUUGAAAGAAACUGAUGAUUUACAAGACCCUACGAACAAGUGGAAACUCCAAAGGCAAAAGUAUAGUAAUCAGAAAACCUUCUCAAACAAGGCAACCUCUAUCACAAAGAAAAAAUCCAAACCAAAUGCAAAGGGCCCAAAACCAGAUAGAAAACUUGGGUGUGCUUUUAGAGGUGGAAGUAAGGAAUGA
Molecule: messenger RNA, 480 nt
Organism: Ilex paraguariensis (yerba mate)
Lineage: Eukaryota; Viridiplantae; Streptophyta; Magnoliopsida; Aquifoliales; Aquifoliaceae
Source: the annotation of a GenBank genome assembly